AUGCCACUGCUGGAGGACGUGAUCCCGGAGAACAUCAGCUGGGCUGCCGAGGAAGCCCAGGGCAAUGAAUCCUCAGAGCACGCGUUUUUCUCUCUGGAUUAUCAACAUGUCCAAGUGCCCUUUGAAAUCACGCUCUGGAUCAUGCUUGCAUCCUUGGCCAAAAUAGGAUUUCAUCUAUAUAACAAGCUGCCUUCCGUCGUUCCCGAAAGCUGUUUAUUGAUAUUUGUCGGACUCAUCAUGGGGGGAAUCAUCUACGGCUUAAAUGACAAGUCACCACCAGUUAUGGACAGCGACAUCUUUUUCCUCUACCUCCUGCCACCCAUCGUCCUUGACGCAGGUUACUUCAUGCCCAGCCGUCCCUUUUUUGAGAACAUCGGCACUAUCCUCCUCUAUGCGGUCGUGGGAACGAUAUGGAACGUGUUUGGGAUCGGCUUUUCCCUGUACGGGAUCUGCCAGGUGAAAGCCUUUCGCUUGCAGGACGUGUCGUUGCUCCACAACCUUCUGUUCGGCAGCCUGAUCGCCGCCGUGGACCCUGUGGCGGUGUUGGCAGUCUUUGAAGAGAUACAUGUCAAUGAAAAACUACACAUUUUGGUCUUUGGCGAAUCGCUCCUGAAUGACGCGGUGACGGUGGUGCUCUACAAGCUAUUUCGAUCUUUCUGUGAAAUGCCAGCCAUCAAAAGCGUGGAUGUUUUUGCUGGAGUUGGAAAAUUCUUUGUGGUUGGGCUAGGAGGAGUUUUAGUAGGUCUUACUUUUGGGAUGACCGCCGCCUUUACCACGCGAUUCACCAAGGAUAUCCGUGUCAUCGAACCCAAAAACAGCUAUCUUUCCUACCUCACUGCCGAAAUGUUUCACCUUUCGGGGAUUGUGGCCAUCAUUGCUUGUGCCAUGGGCAUGAAACGUUAUGUGGAGGCCAACAUCUCUCUGAAGUCGCAUACCACAGUCAAAUACUUCAUGAAGAUGUGGAGCAGUGUUAGUGAUACCCUCAUCUUCAUCUUUCUUGGAGUUUCCACCAUUGGAGAAAAUCAUGAGUGGAACUGGCCGUACAUUUGCUUCACUGUUAUUUUCUGUCUCAUUUGGAGAGCACUGGGGGUCCUUGUGCUGACUUUCUUUGUGAACAGAUUUCACGUGAACACCAUCACCAGCAAAGACCAAUUCAUUAUCGCGUACGGGGGUCUCCGAGGAGCCAUUUGUUUCUCUUUGGUUUUCUUGCUUCCUGACUUUCGCAGAAAGAAACUCUUCAUUGCAGCAACAACUGUUGUCAUCCUCUUCACCGUGUUCGUACAGGGAAUGACCAUCCGUCCUCUCGUUGACUUGUUGGCUGUCAAGAGGAAAAGAGAGAGUGCUCCCACAGUGGGAGAGCAGAUCCAUAUUCGGUUCUUGGAUCAUUUGCUGGCUGGCAUUGAAGAUAUAUCUGGACACUGGGGACAGUAUUACUGGAAAGACAAAUUAGAAUAUUUCAACAGCAAAUACCUGCAGAAGAUCCUGCUUCGAGAAUAUGACCAGCCAAAAUCAAGUAUCGUGCUUCUCUAUGAAAAGCUGGAGCGGAAACAUGCCAUUGAGCUGGCAGAAGCAGGGCAGCUGGGUCAUGCCCCGUCUCACCCAUCCUUGCUGUAAGUGCUCCCCUGCUACAAAAAAUUGGAAGAUACUCUGAAUCCGGAUGUCCUGGAAAAUAUACAGGAAAUAUUGGCAAGGAACCUGUACCGAAUAAGGAGAACGGGCCCAGCGUACAACAGGCACACCCUUCCCGGAGAGACGGAGCCCGUGGAGCAUGCCAAGGAGAUCCUCAUCCUCCGGCACAAGAGCCUGCGGGUGGAAGUGAGCGGAGGCGACGCGGUCAGCUCCAGGAAGGAGCUUACAGCUGGCCCUUCAGAGGACAGAAUAUUUUUGGGGGAAAUUGCAGAAGCAAUAGAAUUUACUCCGUACAGACUCACGGAUGGUGGCUCAUGCCCUGUGAGGGUGGAGAAUGCUUCUAUGGGUCGUGCAAAGCGCCAGUUUGAUGCUGAAUACUGCUGUCUGAAGGAUGACUCCUACUCAGCGCAGGGCGACUCCAGCACACAGCCCAAGCUGUGCCGCUCCUUCACCGUGGGGGAUGCAGAAAAAGUUCGGGAAGUGAAACGGAACCGGUCGAAGUCGGUGUGUGUCAUCCCACCGCCACAGCCCAGCGGGAUGGCCUGGGGUGAGAAGAAAGAAACGGAGCAAGAGCUGACUUUGGAGAUGUAA
This is a messenger RNA of Balearica regulorum gibbericeps (East African grey crowned-crane), 2220 nucleotides long. The record is from RefSeq and is a predicted model, not a curated record. NCBI's taxonomy places the organism in Eukaryota, Metazoa, Chordata, Aves, Gruiformes, Gruidae.